Molecule: messenger RNA, 501 nt
Organism: Gracilinanus agilis (Agile Gracile Mouse Opossum)
Lineage: Eukaryota; Metazoa; Chordata; Mammalia; Didelphimorphia; Didelphidae
Gene: IL9
Product: interleukin 9
Exons: 5
Source: RefSeq, a predicted model, not a curated record
AUGAGUGAAAGAGAAUUUAUAGAAGACAAUUUAAAGGAGAGCCUGCAGACUUAGGCACAUCUACACAUUGAAGGAAAGAUGUUCUCCCACGUGCUUUCCCUUUCUGUCUUGAUUUUGUCAGUAAGUGGAAGGAACCUCUGCUCAAAGCCAGAACCAUCUAUGGUUACACAGUAUCUCAUUGGGCGUUUGGAGAAAGAAGCUACUACAACAUGCAAUUGUAAUUCCAAUGUGACUGACUGUUUAUGCCUUCCUGUCUCUUCUCAUCACAACUGUAGCACAUCAUGCUUUGAGUACGGGCUGAAAAUGAUGUCUCACACACUAAAACCAGAUUAUAAUCAAACCAUCAAAAGAGUGAACAGUUACGUCCGGCAACUGGGGAAGUUCAAAUGCAAACCAUUUUCUUGUUACCAGCCUUGUAAUGAAACUUUCACCAUCAACACAAUGCAGUUUCUGAAGACUCUCCAAGAAAACUUUCAGAAAGUGCCUAUUUCUAACAAUUAA